Molecule: messenger RNA, 812 nt
Organism: Chenopodium quinoa (quinoa)
Lineage: Eukaryota; Viridiplantae; Streptophyta; Magnoliopsida; Caryophyllales; Amaranthaceae
Exons: 8
Coding region: 1-720 (239 amino acids)
Biological process (GO): endoplasmic reticulum to Golgi vesicle-mediated transport; intracellular protein transport; calcium-mediated signaling
Cellular component (GO): COPII vesicle coat
Molecular function (GO): kinase binding; calcium ion binding
Source: RefSeq, a predicted model, not a curated record
AUGGCUAGUACCAUUAGUGAGAAAGAAUUGACUAACAUGCAGAAUAGAAAAGCUCUUCUUCUAUAUUUACUAGAUGAACUACAAACAGACCAGUGGCCUGUUCCACCUGGUAGUAGAGCAUUGCAAUGCAUCGGUCGGGCAUUGAAUGUGGCUGCAGGGUUACUUGGAGCCUGUUCACCCGGAACUAGUGCUCGGAUUAUUGCUUUGUGCUACCCUUUUGUCUCAAAUAGUGACAUUAAUAGCUUUGUGAGGCAUGUGAAACUUCUGUUUCAUAUGCAUGUGUAUGCUGAAAUCCCUUGCAAGAUAUUAUGUUAUACCCUUAAUAACUACGAAUCCUUCUGUACACAAAUCUUUGAUUUGUUCGAUGUUCAAAGGAAAGGAGUAGUUGACUUCGGUGACUUCGUCAGAGUGUUGAACGUCUUCCAUCCUAAUGCCUCCCAAGAGGAUAAGAUAGACUUCCCAUUUAAGCUUUAUGACCUGGAUGGCACAGGAUAUAUUGAGCGCGAUGAGGUGAGGCAUAUGUUGAUCGUAAUUCUAUGUGAAUCUGAACUGAAGUUGGCAGAUGAAACAAUCGAACAAAUACUUUAUAAGGCUACUUUAACAAUCAUGAGGCGACUGUUUCAACUCACUUUAGAUGGUUGGCUAAAAACAGGAGAUGUGUGCUAUUUUGAUGAAGAUGGCUUAUGGUUUUCAAUUGAUCCUUUGACUGAAAUAUGCUAGUUAAAUGAAAUGCAAGAAAGGUACACAGAGAUAAGUCUGGAUUAUUUAAUUUUUUUUGGACGAAAAUUGUAAUAUUACAGCCUUUUUUUAAU